Molecule: messenger RNA, 1494 nt
Organism: Rangifer tarandus platyrhynchus (Svalbard reindeer)
Lineage: Eukaryota; Metazoa; Chordata; Mammalia; Artiodactyla; Cervidae
Source: the annotation of a GenBank genome assembly
AUGGCCCAGAGGUCCCAUUCUGGUGAACAGAGUGCUCAGCCAGGUUCCCUCCCAGCUGCUCCCAGCAGCUCCCAAGGUGAGACACAAAACCUUUCGUCCAGCACCUUCAGGUCCCGGCUCAGUAACCAAGACUCUCAGUCCUGCCCCCAGACUCACCGGUCCAGCACCCCAACUCGCCGGGUCAGCAUCCAAGAGCCCCUGCCUAUUGUCCACAGUCGCCGGGUCAGUAUCCAAGACUCCCAGUCCAGCACCCCAACUCGCCGGGUCAGCAUCCAAGACUCUCAGUCCAGCACCCCAACUCGCCGGGUCAGCAUCCAAGAGCCCCUGCCUAUUGUCCACAGUCGCCGGGUCAGUAUCCAAGACUCUCAGUCCAGCACCCCGACUUGCCGGGUCAGUAUCCAAGACCCUCUAUCCAUCAACAGUCAGCGACUCAGUAUUGAGGACACGACACCCGUCAUCGGCUCUCACCAGGCCAGCAUACAAGACCCACCAUCCGUCAUCUACAGCCGCCAGUUCCACACCCGAGAUGCGCCCCCAGUUUUCCAAAGUCGCUUCUUCAGCAACCAAAACCCCCUGCUAACUACUCGCACCCCUCUGACCAACAUAAAAUCAGUGACCUACCACAGCCAACUUAGUGUCCAGAGUCCCCAGUUAAGUCUUCAAAGCUCCACUUCACCAGUGCGGGCCAGAGUCGAUGUCCCCCUUUCAAUUACUCACAGUCCUGAGGCCAGUAUCAAAAGUGUCGAGUCAAUUGUCUGGACCUCCCAGGAGACCAUCAGAGACUCUUCGACCAGCUCCCAAAUCAGCCAGUCCAUCCUGGAAAACAACACUCAGAACUUACCAUCAGCCUCCUUCGAGAACAGUGCUGGCAGGUGUCUGGACAAGUAUAGGCUCAGCCAUUCUCAGCUGCCCAUGGGCUGGUGGCUGCUGCAUGAGGCCAAGAGGAUCAGCCGCCAGCUGAACCUACUGCUGAGCCUGGCCAGCAUAGUCAUCAUCGGCCUCAUCUCUCUGGGCCAGCCCUGGAUCCACUUCCAGGUGCCCCUGGCACUCCCUGGGGACCCUGGCUUCCGAACCAUCUCCAUCGACACCAUCUUGUUCAUCCGCUGCCCGGAUGUGGCCUGCAUGCACGAGUAUGACCAGAAUGCUUACUUGCUGGACCUUACCUGGGCCUUCCUCCUGGUUGCCAGCGUGACCAACUUCAUCCUCUGCAUCAUUCUAAUAAACAUCAUCUUCUCCACCAACUCCAACGUGCCCUUGCUGGACUUCUCCAAUGUCAUCAUCACUGCCCUCACAGGGACCAGCAUGAUCCUGGGUAUUCUGUUCUACCUGAUGCAGGCCCGGGAAUACCUGCAGGAAGGCAUGACCUACAAACUGGGGUGCAGCUUCUACCUGGCAUGGACCGGAGUCUUCUUCUUUGUGAUGAUUGGUCUCUUUUCCUAUUUGAACUACAUAAAUUUCUGGUCCCUCCUGGCGAACCAGGCCAUCUGGACUUAA